This is a messenger RNA of Helobdella robusta, 774 nucleotides long. RefSeq lists its product as hypothetical. The record is from RefSeq and is a predicted model, not a curated record. Lineage: Eukaryota; Metazoa; Annelida; Clitellata; Rhynchobdellida; Glossiphoniidae. Bases 1 to 774 code for a protein of 257 amino acids. The transcript has 7 exons.
AUGACACUUGUGAGGAUUCUGCGGGUUAAUGUUGUUGUUGAUGACGAUGAUGUUGAUGACGAUGUUGAUGAUAAAGAUGAUGAUAAAGAUGAUGAUGAUGAUGAUAAUAGUGUAGGUGCAGACUUUGGUAAUAAUCUUGGUGAUUAUAUCGCUGAUGACUUUUUAACAAGCAAGUCCACGCAAUUCAAUUCUCUAAUUGUAGUGCCCGAAAAUUUGAAAUGCUUUCUGAAAAGAUGUGAAUUACUAGAAAGUGGAGUUUUCACGCUACUGACUUCUGUGGACAUGGGCAGCCAGUCCCUCAUCGAAUCCCUAUCCAGAACAUUUCACGUGACGCACAUUGUCGUUUCGGAGUCACCAUCGCCAUCAUCAUCAUCUUCUUCAUCGUCUUCAUCAUCUUUUUCGCAUGCGUUGCCUUCUUUCGUUUUGUAUCUGAGACCUCUUUUUGAAAGGGCCUACUACGAUCUUUUCAAGCACUUUGGCUGGAAGAGACUGAUCUACCUGUACGAUAAUGAAUAUGGUCUGUAUCACCUGGAGCACCUGUAUUCUGUCAUUAAUAAAGGUGACUUCAAGAUAGACCCAGAAAUCAUCCACAUAGCCGAUGUUACCAACUGCUACGACACCCUGCGACAGAUCGACCACAAACGUUUCCAGCAUAGCAGCGGUGGUGGCGGUGGAAGCCACAACUCAUACCACACAAGAAUCUUUCUCGAUUUUUCUAACCCCGAUGCCUUCAAUUCCUUCCUUAAACAGGAGACCUUGCUCCCAAGAGCUUAA